AGGAGCUGCACCUACCAUCUUCUGAUGCGUGGUCAGACACGUUAUCCAUUGCGCCACUGGCCUACCACGCAACUCCUUCACUGGCCGUUGGAUUACUGCGUGUUGAGAACAUACUCGGCAACCACUUUAAAGGACAACGCAGGCUGGUAAAGGAAAAGUACGACAAGGGGGGGCGGUGCAAUCGCAGGGUCUUGGCACCGCGGACCCCAGAGACCUGGGUUGAGGGCCUUUCCCGGGUCAGUCAGGCUAGCGAGCCAGAGCGCGCUGUCUUUCUGCGCACGCGCACAGCACACAGGCCCGUUCUGGGGCUCCGCGCUCCUCGGAUGACGCAUGCUCAGUGCAAUCUUCGGCUGCCUGGACUGGCGCUCCGGUUUUUCUGUGCUGAACCACAGGGGACGCCGACACAUGCACACGUCCCUUCGAUAGCUCAGCUGGUAGAGCGGAGGACUGUAGCUACUUCCUCAGCAGGAGACAUCCUUAGGUCGCUGGUUCGAUUCCGGCUCGAAGGAGACAAGUGCGGUUUUUUUUCCAGCUCCCGAUGACUUAUGGCCCUUUCCUUGGCUGCCUUCAAUGACACAUUGCACUCCAACGAGCAGUUGGAAAGUCUAGCGCCUUCUCCCCAUUUUGGGCCUCCCAGCCUGCACGGGACUCAUCUGAGGCUAAACUGCCCAUAGUUCGGGGAGACCCACAGGGAAAACAAAACAAGAAACAGAGAACUUGCAAACGGACGCUCAUUACUUGGAACGUUUGCGCAACCGAGGAAGCAGGAACUGUUCGGCCCCAUCUCAAGUCCGCACCGCGGGCUGCCUGGCUCUGGGCAGAUCCGAGGUGGAUAGGACAAGGCAAAAGGUAGCCCUGGAGAGGAUCCAUCCUCCUGUCACUGGCUUAUAUGGACACGUCAGCCCACCGUCACGUGACUGCAGGCUGCUAAAAACAGCUCCGGCACCCACUCCAAACCAGGGCCUGAAACAAUGUCCUCCACCGAAAGAAACGUAAAGGACACUUGAUCACACAAUCCCUGGAAUAGUAUCCAGGAAACACUUGCUGGAGCCACUCGCAGCACCCUUCCCUGGCAGCACACUUGGGGACAGCGAGGAGAUGAGCGCAUCUCUGAAUUACAGAUCUUUUUCCAAAGAGCAGCAGACCAUGGAUAACUUAGAGAAGCAACUCAUCUGUCCCAUCUGCUUAGAGAUGUUCACGAAACCUGUGGUCAUUCUCCCUUGUCAGCACAACCUGUGUAGGAAGUGUGCCAGUGAUAUUUUCCAGGCCUCUAACCCGUAUUUGCCCACAAGAGGAGGCACCACCAUGGCAUCAGGGGGCCGAUUCCGCUGCCCAUCCUGUAGACAUGAAGUGGUUUUGGAUAGACAUGGGGUAUAUGGACUUCAGAGGAACCUGCUGGUGGAAAAUAUCAUUGACAUCUACAAGCAGGAGUCCACCAGGCCAGAAAAGAAGUCGGACCAGCCCAUGUGCGAGGAGCAUGAAGAGGAGCGCAUCAACAUCUACUGUCUGAACUGCGAAGUACCCACCUGCUCUCUGUGCAAGGUGUUUGGUGCACACAAGGACUGCCAGGUGGCUCCCCUCACUCAUGUGUUCCAGAGACAGAAGUCUGAGCUCAGUGAUGGCAUCGCCAUCCUCGUGGGCAGCAACGAUCGAGUCCAGGGAGUGAUCAGCCAGCUGGAAGACACCUGCAAAACUAUCGAGGAAUGUUGCAGAAAACAGAAACAGGAGCUUUGUGAGAAGUUUGAUUACCUGUACGGCAUUUUGGAGGAGAGGAAGAAUGAAAUGACCCAAGUCAUUACCCGAACCCAAGAGGAGAAACUGGAACAUGUCCGUGCUCUGAUCAAAAAGUAUUCUGAUCAUUUGGAGAACGUCUCAAAGUUGGUUGAGUCAGGAAUUCAGUUUAUGGAUGAGCCAGAAAUGGCAGUGUUUCUGCAGAAUGCCAAAACCCUGCUACAAAAAAUCUCGGAAGCAUCAAAGGCAUUUCAGAUGGAGAAAAUAGAACAUGGCUAUGAGAACAUGAACCACUUCACAGUCAACCUCAAUAGGGAAGAAAAGAUAAUACGUGAAAUUGAUUUUUACAGAGAAGAUGAAGAUGAAGAAGAAGAAGGCAGAGAAGGAGAAAGAGAAGGAGAAGUGGGAGGAGAAGCAGUAGAAGUGGAAGAGGUAGAAAAUGUUCAAACAGAGUUUCCAGGAGAAGAUGAAAGCCCAGAAAAAGCUUCAGAGCUCUCUCAGGUGGAGCUGCAGGCUGCCCCUGGGGCACUUCCAGUUUCCUCUCCAGAGCCACCUCUAGCCCUGCCACCUGCUGCAGAUGCCCCUGUGACACAGGGGGAGGUUGUACCCACUGGCUCUGAACAGACCACAGGGUCUGAAACUCCAGUCCCUGCAGCAGCGGAAACUGCGGAUCCCUUGUUUUACCCUAGUUGGUAUAAAGGCCAAACCCGGAAAGCCACCACCAACCCACCUUGCACCCCAGGGAGCAAAGGUCUGGGGCAAAUAGGGCCUCCAGGUUCUGAGGAUUCGAAUGUACAGAAGGCAGAAGUGGCAGCAGCCGCAACGAGUGAGAGGGCAGCUGUGAGUGGUAAGGAAACUAGUGCACCUGCAGCUACUUCUCAGGAGUUAGUAAUCUGCCUAGCGCUUUUGGCUUUUCUUAUACUUCACUACAUCUGGAGUCAGAUUCAGUGCUUGAUUUUUACUUUAAUGGAUUGGAUUUGAGGCUCCUCCCCUCCAGGGACAGGCCGCAGCUCCAGCGAGUGGCAGUGGAGCUGAUUCUGAGCCAGCUCGCCAUAUCUUCUCCUUUUCCUGGUUGAACUCCCUAAAUGAAUGAUAUUCAUUCCAACUGCUGCCCUCUGUCUGCCUGGCUGAGAUGCAUGUGGGCAGCAGGAAGCCCAAGUGAAAUUAAUAUUAUGCAGAUGAUGAAAGGGACCUCUGAACAGGAUUUCUGCAAAAAUAACCCAAAACUGUAAUUCCAGAUGACUUAUCUAACAUCUUGGGAGGAAAGAAUAUUGUGAGAAAAUAGUUGCAGAAAGCACUGGAAAUAAUAAACUUUAUCUUACACAAAUCUUUUAUUGUGUGGAAAACAUUGUGAAGGGUGUGUAUGUGUGGUACAUGUGUAUGUGAGUAACAAGUGGCAAAUGGUGAAAAAAGUGGUCACUAUGCUCUUGUCUCUCAUAGGCGCUUUUUGUUAUUAUAUUAUAGUAGCUCUCAUUUCCUUUACUCUUUAACAGUGCAGGUGGUCAGUGAAAAUCAGUGUCAACUCAGAAGUGACUGAUUUAUCAAUACAUGGACAAAAAGUAAAUCAUUGACCAAAGCUAUGAAAUGUUUCACAAAGUUUUCCUCUUUUGCAUAACAGAUGUCACUGGAUGUACAUUCAGAAAUGUUCUUUGAAUUUGGUGACACUUUCAUGGUCCAGAAAGCUGAAGGCCUGGGCAUCUCUUGUGACAUUUUUCUAAUAUUAGUUUUAGAUUUUCACAUAUUAGGCACUUUAGUUGAAUCUUCCAGCAAAAGCUGUCUACUUUCUCUUGUAUUCACUGUGGCACCAAUCUGGUAAACUGUAGAACAAUUGCAUGUAUUUAAAUAUAUAUACAAACAUAUCACACAUUAAAUAUAUAUAUUUAAAUCAUGCUUUGUUAAUAUUUGUCCCACCAUAAUGCCUCCUUCAGAACAUAAGUGUAACUUUAUAUGAACUCUUAAAUAAAUGAUGUUUUUAAAA
Molecule: messenger RNA, 3709 nt
Organism: Symphalangus syndactylus (siamang)
Lineage: Eukaryota; Metazoa; Chordata; Mammalia; Primates; Hylobatidae
Gene: TRIM55
Product: tripartite motif containing 55
Biological process (GO): regulation of microtubule cytoskeleton organization
Cellular component (GO): cytoplasm
Molecular function (GO): zinc ion binding
Source: RefSeq, a predicted model, not a curated record